AUGGUUACGCCGUGGGGAGCCGGACUUUUCGGAGCUGGAUAUGGAAUCGGGGCUGGACUGCUUUCCGGAUACGCUGCACCUGUAGCGGUUGCACCUGUUGCUCCAGCAGUUGCUGUUGGCUACGGGGGAAAUUAUGGUGGCGCUUUAGUUGGUGGUGCUGUGGCAGACGAUGGAAAUUCUAAAGUGGGCGUCAGCGAAACUUUAAUUGAAGCGGCUUUUAUUCCUGACAAAGGAUUUGAAGUAUUGAAAAAUCUAAUUGCUGUUAUGGACUUGUCAGAUUUAACUGCUUCGACAAAUAAAUACCAUCUUCAAAACGGAAAAUUAUGGCAUUUACCAUUAAGAUCUCCUGCUAUAUACGCAGCAGGAAAAUCAGGAACGUGGAAUGAGCAAAAGUCAAAAACAUUCGAUGGUGGAAUAGAAGAUCUAUCACAACAUUUACUACCAAGAUAUUCGAACCUGCUCUCAUUAUUAAGGCCACACUUAAAAGUGAAUAAGCUCGAAAAGUCGAGCAAGACUAUUAUGGACUUUUUGGAAAAUCUCGAGGUCGGAAAUAAGCAGAAUUUGGUAGGAAAAACAGAGCAUGCAGCAAGAAAAGUGGCACAAGAGACCACGGAUCCUGAAUUAGUUACAACAGAAAUGCCAUUCGAGGGAGUGAAGAUGUAUGUGAAGACCUUUCCGGUAGAGCAUGAAAAAGGAGAAAUACCACAGAAAAAAGUCGUACUGAGAGCACUUUUGAUAGCUAAAAAGAAACCACCACCUCCUGCUGUUAAUGAGGUAAUGGGUGAAAAUGAUUUUCCUUUGUACAUAUUGAAUAAAAGGUAUACGGAACGAAACGAUGAGUCUGAAACUGUUACCCUAGAGCCUUUUGACUACCCCAAGUUGGAAUCCGUAGUUUCUCCUAUACAAGCUUCCGGACAGACAAAACCGAUAAUGGAUUUUGUAGAGCCACCGAUUUUUGUGGAGAGAAUAAGAAUUCCUCUACUGGAAGAAAGAAUUUUUUUGAUUGCCUUGCUGGCAAUUGUGGCUGCUGAAGCAAGCUACGUUCCAGUCGUUCCAGUUGUCGAGAAAGUAGUACCAGUUGUUCCAGUCGUCAAGAACCCACCUAAACCCUUCUCUUUUGGAUACCAAGUGAAGGCCAAAGACGGUGAGCAAUUUCGAUCGGAGACCAGCGAUGGACAUGUCGUCAAGGGCAGUUACGGUUUCUAUGACAUCCGAGGCAUUAAGCGAGAAGUCAACUACAUUGCUGACGACAACGGAUUCCGGGCUCAGAUCGACACCAACGAGCCAGGCACAGCCAAUCAGAAUCCAGCUGGUGUUCAGAUCAACUCUUAUGCCCCCUAUGCAUUGAUUGUUGAUCCUCGUCGGAGUUUACUGUGCUGUGAUAGGGAUUCUACUGGCAGUAGGAAUUUACCGUCUUUACAAGUGGUGCACGAGGAGCCCUGCUUCAAAUGUGUAAUUGUCCUUACAGUAGCGGUGUCCUUUGUUGCCGGGAGUUUCGUACCAGAACCUGUACAUCACGCACCUCAGCCUUAUAAAUUUGGAUACAACAUAAAAGACAAGCAUGGAGAUCAAUACAGGGAAGAAGUCGGUGAUGGAGCCAGUGGCGUGAAGGGCAGUUACGGAUUCACCGAUGCCAGGGGCGUCCACAGACGCGUCGACUACGUUGCCGAUCAUGCCGGAUUCAGGGCGCAAGUCAAGACCAACGAGCCCGGCACAGCCAAUCAAGACCCAGCUGCUGUCAAGAUGAUCUCUUCUGCUCCAUAUGCCGGACCUGAAGCCGGGUUCUUGGGCGCCGGACUUGUGGGUGCACCUGCUGUCUUGGGUGCACCAGGAAUCGUUGGAGUCAACGGACUGGGUCUUGGAUACGAAGGACAAGGAUAUGCCGGACUCGGAUAUAGUAAUCUCGGAUAUGGCGGUCUCGGAUAUAGUGGUUUAGGAUACGGUGCCGGACUUCUUGGAGGUUUAGGUUACGCUCGAUAUGUGAAUCACCGAGCUGGAGACCGAAUUCAUGUAAUUGAAGCUGAGAGUGCCAACAAACUGACAGAUAAUGUAAAUUUAUCAGCAUCAAAUGUUAUAAGGAUGGUAUUUGUUGCCGUAAUUAUGGUGUCUUUUGCUGCAGGAUCAUGGAUACCUGAACCUGUGCAUCAUGCACCCAAACCUUACAAGUUUGGGUACAACAUAAAAGACAAACAUGGAGACCAAUACAGGGAAGAAGUCGGUGAUGGAACCAGUGGCGUGAAGGGCAGCUACGGAUUCACCGAUGCCAGGGGCGUCCACAGACGCGUCGACUACGUGGCGGACCAUGCCGGAUUCAGGGCUCAAGUCAAGACCAACGAGCCCGGAACAGCCAAUCAAGAUCCUGCUGCAGUCAAAAUGAUUUCUUCUGCUCCAUAUGCCGGACCUGAAGCCGGACUUUUGAGCACCGGACUUGUGGGUGCACCUGCUGUCUUAGGUGCACCAGGAAUCGUUGGCACCAACGGACUGAGUAUUGGAUACGAAGGACAGGGAUAUAACGGACUUGGAUACGGUGGUCUCGGAUAUGGCGGAUUGGGAUACGGGGCCGGACUUCUAGGAGGUUUAGCUGAUGUUUGUUUCGUCGUAGUUAUGGUGUCUUUUGCAGCAGGAUCAUGGAUCCCGGAACCUGUGCAUCAUGCGCCCAAACCUUACAAGUUUGGAUACAACAUAAAAGACAAACAUGGAGAACAAUACAGGGAAGAAGUCGGGGAUGGUGCCAGUGGCGUGAAGGGCAGCUACGGAUUCACCGAUGCCAGGGGCGUACACAGGCGCGUCGAUUACGUUGCCGAUCAUGCCGGAUUCAGGGCUCAAGUCAAGACCAACGAGCCAGGAACAGCCAAUCAAGAUCCUGCUGCAGUCAAAAUGAUUUCUUCUGCUCCAUAUGCCGGACCUGAAAGCGGAUUCUUGGGCGCCGGAAUUGUGGGUGCACCUGUUGUCUUGGGUGCACCAGGAAUCGUUGGCGUCAACGGCCUGGGUCUUGGGUACGAAGGGCAAGGCUAUGCCGGAUUCGGAUACGGUGGCCAUGGAUAUGGUGGUUUGGGAUACGGUACCGGACUUCUUGGAGGUUUAGGUUACGUAAUUCUCGCUACAGUUGUGGUUUCCUUAGUUGCUGGGUCUUUGAUACCAGAACCUGUGCAUCUCGCACCUAAGCCUUACAAGUUUGGAUACAAUAUAAAAGACAAGCAUGGAGAUCAAUACAGGGAAGAAGUCGGUGAUGGAGUCAGUGGCGUGAAGGGCAGCUACGGAUUCACCGAUGCCAGGGGCGUACACAGGCGUGUUGACUACGUUGCAGACCAUGCCGGAUUCAGGGCUCAAGUCAAGACCAACGAGCCCGGCACAGCCAACCAAGACCCUGCUGCCGUCAAGAUGAUAUCUUCCGCUCCGUAUGCCGAACCUGAAGCCGGAAUCUUGGGUGCCGGACUUGUAGGUGCACCUGCUGUCUUAGCUGCACCAGGAAUCGUUGGCGCAAACGGAUUGGGCCUUGGAUAUGGAGGAUUGGGAUAUAAUGGACUAGGCUACGCUGGUGCUGGAUAUGGUGGUAUAGGGUAUGGUGCUGGACUCCUUGGAGGUUUAGGCUACGCUAGAUAUGGUUAUUAA
Molecule: messenger RNA, 3612 nt
Organism: Uloborus diversus
Lineage: Eukaryota; Metazoa; Arthropoda; Arachnida; Araneae; Uloboridae
Exons: 16
Coding region: 1-3612 (1203 amino acids)
Cellular component (GO): chitin-based extracellular matrix
Molecular function (GO): structural constituent of chitin-based larval cuticle
Source: RefSeq, a predicted model, not a curated record